AUGAUACCGGCUCCCCCAACUCCUCUGAGGGCUGGGACCAAAGCCCAGACCGGGAGGGCAAAGUCACUGGCUGCAAUUUACAGGCUGCGCGUCACAUUAAUAAACAGAGCUAUAAAACCACGAGGCAGAUUCCCUUUCACAUUCAGGAUUCUGUGCCAGACACCACUGGAGCCAGGUGCCUCUGGAGGAAUGUGGAGCGUGAGAGGUCUAAGCUGUCUCCUGGCCAUUCGGCUGCUGCCACUGCUGGAAGCUUGUGAGCAGCCAAUGGGAUCUCCCCGCAUUGUGGGGGGUCAUGAUGCUAAGAAUGGGUCCUGGCCCUGGCAGGUCAGCAUCCGUCAAGGCAGCAACCAUAUCUGCGGAGGGUCCCUCAUUGCUGAGAGCUGGGUGGUAUCAGCAGCUCAUUGCUUUAAUGGGGACAAAUCUGCCUAUCAUGUGAACCUAGGGGAAUAUCAGCUCCUGAACCCCUCUGAAAGUCUGGUAUCUUUUCCCAUCAAGGAGAUUUACCGCCACCCCAGCUACACGGAUAUCGGGUCCAGCGGUGACAUCGCGCUGGUGGAGCUGGAAACCCCUGUGAGCUUCAACAGUGUUAUCUGCCCCAUCUCCCUUCCGGCCUCCUCUGUGGAGUUCCCCGCGGGUAUGGAGUGCUGGGUGACCGGCUGGGGUGACACUCAGUACGGAGGGAGCCUGACAGCCCCCAAAACCCUGCAGGAGGUGCAGGUGCCCCUGAUAGACAGAGACGCCUGCAACACCCUCUUCAGCACCGGCUCAUACCCAGACGACCCUCCGGGGACCGAUCCCAUCAAGCAGGAUAUGAUCUGUGCAGGGUACCCGCAAGGGGAGAAAGAUGCGUGUCAGGGUGACUCUGGGGGACCCUUGGUCUGCGAAUGGGACAGCGCGUGGCUCUUGGCCGGGGUGGUGAGCUGGGGCGUGGCGUGCGCGCGCCCCAACCGCCCGGGGGUCUACAUCCUGCUGCCCCCCUACGCCGACUGGAUCCAGAGCUAUGUCCCCACCGUACCCUUCACCGUGCGUAGCAUGUCCGUCAUGCAGCUCAACAGUGCCGGUGCUAGUCCGUUGGGGGCCCUAAGGAAUAUUUUGGGGUCCUCCCCCAUCCACACUACACUAAACCAGGCAAAGCGGAUAGGGGGCCCCCUCGGGCUGCUCGGGGCCAUAAGUCAUUGCCUAGUCUGCUUGUGCCUAGUGCCGGCUCUGCCUGCCAUGCUUCUCCUAGCUGCAGCUGUCCCCAUGAUCCUGUGAGAUGCACCCUCCCAUGCCCCAGCGCAUACCUCCAGCCCCCCACCAAAGCCCCCUCCAGACGGGGGUUCAGUUCAUCACUGCCUCGGAUGGGUGCACAGCCCGGAUCCCAACUUGGCCUGCGCAAACGCUGCUAAUGGUAACAAGGGUGCAAAGGGUUCUGAUUUCCUCCAGCAGGGGGAGCAGGGACGCAUGCGCGCACACACGCAUGCACGCACACACGCAUGCAUGCACGCACACGCACACACGCAAGCACACAAGCAGUCAAGCCCUAGCCUCCCUCUCCCACUUGCUUCAAUGCCAGAUUGUGUCCUUAUAUCCUUCCAUUCUCCGCCUCCACCUCUUUAUCCCUCUCUUGGGCUCUAUGCCAGGCACCUCACAGGCUCCUUCGAGGCCUCUUUACCCUCCUCUUCUGGGUGCCAAAAUAUCUCUCUACUUUCAGGAAGGGGCUGUUAUUUCCUUUUCCUCCGCUUUCUUUAAUUAUCUUUCCCCGGCAGCUCCACUUCUCUGACCUGUUUUUCCCUUUCCACCUUCUCUGCCUCAGUUUCCCCACCACACACCUGGACACCCUCCAAGACACUGGCACUACGUUGGCUUGCGGGGGGACCCCAUCCUCAUAGCCUCAUUACCAUGUGUGCUGCUGCAUCAGCUGCUGCCCCAUUGACCCAUCAAACCUCUGGUGCAAUAGGCUUGUGCCUAGGAGAAUUAGGGAUGGGGGCGGCAUGAACAGACCCUGGGCAAGCUCAUGGAGACAGGGGGACAAGAUGACUUAGCCCUGCAGUGCCCCUGUCUGGCUGUGCUGAGAAUUGCAGACAGUGAUCAACCCAAUCCCCAAGAUAAUUUAAAUCCCCCUCCAUCCCUUAGGCCUCUGGGAGGAUUUGAACCCAUGGCAGGGAUUGUGCUAAGAGCACAGCCACAAGGGAUCAUUGUGGUUCUCCAAUCUAGCCUCAUGCACGGCACAACCCAGAUGGCCCAACCCAGACCUCCCUCCAGCCCAUAUGUGAUGACAGAGCUAGCACAUGACUCUUAGAAAGGGUGUCAUAAAUACAGAGAGAAGGGUAGCCUAAAAUCCCUCUUUGGCAGCUGUACAGAAUCACCUUUUCUGUAAGGGGUUAAGUAGGUCAAAUAACCUAGUUGACACCUGACCAGAAGGACCAAUGAGGAAAGACGAUACUUUCAAAUCUGGGCGGGGGAAAGGUUUUGUUUGUGUUCUCUCUUUGUUGUUCCCUCUCCGGGCGGAGGGAGAAGCCAGGCAGGU
Molecule: messenger RNA, 2509 nt
Organism: Mauremys mutica (yellowpond turtle)
Lineage: Eukaryota; Metazoa; Chordata; Testudines; Geoemydidae
Product: serine protease 27-like
Exons: 6
Coding region: 1-1254 (417 amino acids)
Biological process (GO): proteolysis
Molecular function (GO): serine-type endopeptidase activity
Source: RefSeq, a predicted model, not a curated record